AUGUCUUUAAAGGUAAUUCUGAUCCUUGCAGUAGCAACACUUGCAGCUACUGCUCCAUUCGUUCCCAUUGAAGAAAUUCAUAAGCCAUUGCCAUACUCUUUCGGAUACAAAAUCAAAGACAAGCAUGGUGAACAACAUCGUGAAGAAACAGGUGAUGGCGUUGGCGUCGUGAAAGGCAGCUACGGAUUCACAGACGAAAGAGGAAUCCAUCGCCAAGUACAUUACGUAGCAGACAAGGCUGGUUUUCGCGCAGAAGUCAAAACAAAUGAACAUGGAACCGCCCCUUUCGAUCCAGCUCACGUUAAGAUGAUUUCUUCAGCCCACCCUUACCUUGGAGGUGCUGGAGCUAAAGUUCUUGGUGGUCCAGCCCUGGCUGUUCUGGAAGCCGCUAAAUUCCUUGGUUCUGCUUUGGCUUCUGAAUCUCCUGCUCUUUUUGCCAAACCAGUGCUGGCAAGUUUGGAAGCACCAAAGCUUUUCGCUGCUGAUUUAGCUGCCAAAUCUGCAUUUCUAGGUGCUCCUUUUGCUGUUGGAGGACUGCCAUUAGGAGGACCAACCGUUUACGCUGAGCCUCUACUUGGAGGAGCGAUCACAGGUUAUGACAGUAGAUUUGGAGCUUGA
This is a messenger RNA of Argiope bruennichi, 618 nucleotides long. Its product is annotated as cuticle protein 16.8-like. Gene Ontology annotation, cellular component: chitin-based extracellular matrix. The record is from RefSeq and is a predicted model, not a curated record. Gene Ontology annotation, molecular function: structural constituent of chitin-based larval cuticle. Lineage: Eukaryota; Metazoa; Arthropoda; Arachnida; Araneae; Araneidae. The transcript is spliced from 3 exons. The coding region runs from base 1 to 618 and encodes 205 amino acids.